AGUACAACCAAUAAGAAAAUAUCAAAAAGAUGUUUCCACCUUCGUGGUGGACGCGGGUAAUGUCAUGUUGCGUGGCUCGGGAUCACCACCUGGAACGCGGCGACGCUUCUUUGGAGCCUUUUCCUCAUCCUGCUCAGGUACCACGAUCUUAUAAAAAAAGUAUGAUCUUUGUUCUUGACUCUGACUCAUUUAUAAUAUAGAUACAUAUGUUUUUAUGAUUUUUGUUCUUGACUCAUUUGAAUACUACUCAUCCAUGUGUAUCAAGAGUCUCCUGGAGGAUCAACAGCUGGAGUUGGCCUUGGUUUAAGUAAGAUGGUUGUAGACUAGUACCUACUCGUUGGAUUUGAGUGCUCCCAUUUCGUGGACGUCGUCCAUGAAUAUUCCAAACCGAUCCACGAACUUAUGUAUUUUUUUUGGCUAAAAAACGUGCUUUCUAUGUUCCCUUUUGGCAUAGUGUUACUCCAUACGAAAGAGCCGCUCUUCUCUAUUAAUUUUCACAGCCAACGUAUCUGCUGGAGGAUCAACAGCUGGAGUUGGCCGCUUAUAAUUCAGGGACAGGGAGCGCUCCACCAGAGGCGCAACAGUCACCAAGAACGAAUGUCUCCACUCAAACGCCAAGAGAUCAUUAUGGAUGAUGACAUGUGACUGUCGUGUGUACUUAUUAUCAAAAAAUAUUAUUUGAAAAAGAACUAGAACUACCUGACAUGCCACAAAAGCCGCAGCUGGCGGGGACUGUGGCGACCAGACAUACCAUAGUCGAUCGCAAUGACGACCAUAGCACUACACACACAGAGCACAAAGAAAUCCGGCGGGAUCGUACGCGUCGCCCGGAGCGCAUCAAAACAAACAAACAAACUAGAACUACUACAAUUGAAUUAAUACAUAGGGAUAGUUCUUUCUCACUGUCAUGAACAUAAUCGGACGUCAAGAUCUUCUAUGUACUUAAUGUAUUCUAUUUCUCAAAUUGGUUCUCGUUCUUUUGUAAUCCUUUGUAAUCCUUUGUUUUCCUUGCUCUAAGAACCUCCAGCUACUAGGACUUCUAGCCAACAUCAACCACACCCACACAAUGGACAUCAAGAGCCAUGCGUGGUACAACAGCCUGAGGCUUCCGCCUGGCGAUACCCAGCUCCUCAUCGCGAAGUAGUCCCCGGAGGACCUUCUCUUUCUUCACGUUCCUCUUAAGGCUAACUCUGAUCCAUCUCGUUUAUAGAGGUGAUCCCUCAACAACUGCAGUAUGCAGCCAGAGAGACACUAAGUAACGCAUGUUCUACUUGCGGGGUCCCUAAAUCAAUGGGCUUAGGGUUUAGGGAGGGUGGAAGCUCUAAUCUUCCCCUGGCGCUUCUGACCUACGUGGUUGGGAUAACCACAACCAAAUUCCUGGCGCUGGCGCUUCACGAGAUGUCAGCACCACCAGCAGAAGAGAUAGUGCCGACGAAAAGCAAAAUCGGAAGCGUUGGCUGUUGAAGGAGCUAAAAAAACUAGGACGAGG
This is a messenger RNA of Amoebophrya sp. A25, 1489 nucleotides long. The record is from the annotation of a GenBank genome assembly. NCBI's taxonomy places the organism in Eukaryota, Dinophyceae, Syndiniales, Amoebophryaceae.